AUGGAUCCAAUCAAGGGCACAAGAAAACUUCAACCCAUGAAAUGUUACAAGAAGGGUGAGUACUACUUUUCUAACAAUCUCGUUCUUCACUAUCUCAUAGCUCUGAUUUGUACCUUGUUGUGUUCAUAUCCUUUGUGGUUCCACUCUCUAUUGUCUUCAAUGAGCCACUUUGUCUUUGUUAGUACCCAAAGCUUCAUUUCUUUCUUCCUCAACCCCAAGUGCUUGUUCAUAGUAGGCAAUGUCAUUGUUGUCAUCCUCGUCCGAGAGUCAAAGCUUGCUGGUUCGCGUCCAUCUCCGGCCACUGAGAUUUAUGACGAGUAUGUUAGGAGGAGCCAAGCUCUUCGCAAAGCCUCUACGUACAAGGAGAAGAAAGAAGAAGGGAAAUUGACAGAAAAGUUAACUGGUGAGGAGAAGAAAAACAGUAUUGAAACUGGAUUGAAGAAGAAAAACAUGCAGACGAUAGAGAGAGAUCGAAAAGGUGAUCGUCAUCGCGAAGAGGAGGAGCCUGGCUUACCUGUUCAGGAGUUGAACAAAAGAGUUGAAGAUUUUAUUGCUAGGGUUAACAAGCAAAGAUGGCUUGAAGAAUACAAGCUCUGA
Messenger RNA from Cornus florida, 597 nucleotides. RefSeq lists its product as uncharacterized. NCBI's taxonomy places the organism in Eukaryota, Viridiplantae, Streptophyta, Magnoliopsida, Cornales, Cornaceae. The coding region runs from base 1 to 597 and encodes 198 amino acids. The record is from RefSeq and is a predicted model, not a curated record. The transcript has a single exon.